Molecule: messenger RNA, 3182 nt
Organism: Linum trigynum
Lineage: Eukaryota; Viridiplantae; Streptophyta; Magnoliopsida; Malpighiales; Linaceae
Source: the annotation of a GenBank genome assembly
GCUAAACUGUUAUACCAAAAUUCAUUUCUAAUACCCAAUAUAUACUUAUUUUUCACUUCAAAUUGAGGUCAUGUAAAACUUCAUAAACUGAGUUAUAAUCAUUGUUCCACCUCCAAAAUCCAUCAUUGUGCAAAUGUUGCCUAUAAACAGCAAAUACAAUGAUGUUUAGAGUAAUUUUCCAAACAAAGUUUUCGAUAAUAGGAAGUUUAAAGGACGUCAUCAAACAUAAUUUCUUUUGGCAAAAUUUGACCUUUAGUUGGAAAAUGUUUUGAAAAAUAACAAACACACCUAAUUUCUUCAUUAAAAAAAGUUCUCGUUGAGAGAGAGAUUUAGAUGGAGGGGCGGGGAGGUUAGGGUGAGUUUAAUUACUUUAGCUGGCCAUUAAUUUCACUCACCUGCAGUUCCGUCAAGCUGUUCCCAAGUCCUGCCACAAAACAGGAUAACUCCUUCGAAUUCCAAGGGUAAACACAACCCAUUUCCUCUUCUCCUCAACAGACCUUGGUUUCCAUUUUCCAGUUCCCAUUCCCAAUCUCUUUCCCUGCCCACAAUUUCUUCUCUCUUCAUCUGCUCCAAAGAUUGCUACUUUCAGUUCUGGGCUUUCCUUAUCACGGUACGUUUGGUAGCCAAAUGGAAUUGCCAACUUUCUUUGCUAGGUAUUGAAUUUGCUUCAGUUUGUGUGGUCGAAUGGGGUAAUGGGUUUCUGUUGUUAGUUAAGCGAUCGCUGUUAGCAUCGUUUUGUAUAUGUAAAGUAUUCGAUGUUUCUGAUGCAUUUGCCUAAGAAGAAUCGAGGUUUUAUCUGAGAUUGAGAAUUAAAAGUCGAAAGACACGAACUUGGAAGCUGGCUGGAUUAGGGUUGUUGUUUCUAUCACUAGACAUGGAUGAGAUCGGAGGAGGGUCUUCUGAAUCUGUGUCUGCAAUGGCUAGUCCUAGAUCGGUACUAACCUAUGAGUAUCGUGAUGAAGGUUGUUGCCCCAGGCAAGUUUCACCGAUUAGGAUAUGUGAAUCGAGGAAUACUAGCCCCAUGGGUCGUGUAGGGCCAAGGAAUACGAGCCCUUCGAGGCAAAAAGUAGUGAAGACCAAACCUCGCGGUUUGGAUGAAGAGACGGCUUCUACAUUUGGGAAAUCUGUUCAUUGUGAUGUUCAGAUGGAGGACAACAUAUGGGCAAUGUUGCCUGAGGAUCUUUUGAAUGAGAUUCUAGCUAGAGUUCCCCCAUUCAUGAUCUUUCGCCUUCGUUCGGUUUGCAAACGUUGGAAUUUAAUUCUUCAAGACAAUAGCUUUCUUAAAUUCCACUCCCAGGUGCCUUCUCAUGGUCCUUGUCUUCUGACAUUUUGGAAGAACUCUCAGACUCCACAGUGUUCUGUUUUCAGUUUGCCUUUGAAAACCUGGUAUCGAGUUCCGUUCACAUUUCUGCCACAGUGGGCAUUUUGGUUGGUUGGUUCUUCUGGUGGGCUCGUUUGCUUCUCAGGGCUGGAUGGAUUAGCUUUCAAAACUCUGGUCUGUAAUCCACUGACACAAACCUGGAGGACCCUGCCUAGCAUGCAUUAUAAUCACCAAAGGCAGUUGAUAUUGGUUGUGGAUCGUUCAGUUAGGUCCUUCAAAGUUAUAGCUACCAGUGAUAUCUAUGGUGAUAAAUCUUUGCCAACUGAAGUUUAUGAUUCGAAGAUGGAUAGAUGGUUGGUUCACCAGAUAAUGCCUACAAUUAAUCUAUGUUCUUCAAAGAUGGCAUAUUGUGACUCUAGAUUGUAUCUCGAGACUCUUUCUCCUCUCGGUUUGAUGAUGUAUAGUCUUGACACAGGUUAUUGGGAGCAUAUUCCUGCUAAGUUUCCACGCUCUCUGUUGGAUGGAUACUUAGUGGCUGGCACUCAACAGCGAUUGUUUUUGGUUGGAAGAAUCGGCCUUUAUAGCACUCUUCAGAGUAUGAGAAUUUGGGAGUUGGAUCACACCAAAAACACGUGGGUAGAAAUUAGUAGAAUGCCACCAAAGUAUUUCAGGGCACUGCUAAGGUUAUCAGCUGAGAGAUUUGAGUGCUUCGGUCAGGAUAAUUUGAUUUGUUUCACAUCAUGGAACCAAGGGAAGAGUCUGUUGUAUGAUGUGGAUAAGAAGGUUUGGUCGUGGAUUGCUGGAUGUGCUCUUCAGUCAUAUAACAGCCAGGUGUGCUUUUAUGAGCCUAGAUUUGAUGCUUCAAUCUAUUGAGGUGGGAAGUUUUUAUCUGCAGUUGUAUACUCAUUGAAUCGGUCAUUGUGAUUUUUAAAAGAUGGUCUUUGUUUGUGAUCGAACUUUAUAUACUGCAGUGCAACACACCUAGUGAUUGAAUCAACGUUGGCACGAGCCACUUUUGGUGUAACCCUAGAUGCAGAUUAAUUUAAGCAAAAACAUGAUACUGAUGACAUUUUUCUGUGUGAGCUGCAAUGGGUGACAUCUUUUUUUGUGUGUGAUUAAGCACAGUUAAGUGCUAUGUACAUUGAUGAGUUCUGUGGUAGUGGGACACUGUUUGGCUUUACAUGGAUGAACGUUGAUGCGCAGAGCCAAACUGUAGACAGAAUUAUACUAUAUUAAGGUUAUUAUGAUCAUUACUUUAUUUGUUGCCUUUGCUAUGCCCUGACUUUCUACACUCUGAAUGAUGCCUUCACUGGUUUACUUUCGUGCUUUUAGUUUCUUGCGAUUAGUGGCUUUCGGUGUUGGACUUCUCGGUAUUCUAUGCCAGGUUUUCAGUAUCCAUCUCUUUUCAACGAUGGCUAUCUAGGUUUCACGUAUAUCGUUCUUCUAGACAAUUUGAUGCUUACAUUAUCCUUACAACAUUAGGCGACCCGAUGGUUGAGUGCAUUUCUCAGGAUACUGCUGUUCCCGUUUGUUUCUAGCUUUUGCAUUUGUAGAUCUCGCCUCACUAUGAGUACUGAUCAUAAUCAUCAUAGAUGAACAGUUUCCCGUUGCUUGCUUUUGAUGUCUAUACUGCAAGAACAACGACUCGAUGGUUUACUUUCUCCAUAAGCAAGGUGCCCACAACUUUCUUCACGAUUGAUAAAGUUAAAAUCUUUUUCCAAUCGGAGAGAGGUUGGGUUGGUCGUUUUGAGUCAGGAGUCGUGUUGGAUGGAAGGGUUAUGGUCUGGUGAAUACUUGCUGCUACCUCUUGUCAGCUUUAGUGAAGAUUAAACAAAUUCAAUAAUGAACGUACAUCAAUCAG